AUGGAUAUCUCUGAUCUGGAAACGGACCCGAUCGUCAUGUGGCAGAGUCGUCACUUUCUGCUUCUGGCCAUCGUGAUGGGCUGGGUUGUUCCCACGGUCGCGGUCGGUAUCGUCUUCCAAGACUGGCGGGCCGGAUUCAUGUACGGAGCCAUUGGGAAAAUAAUCUUACUUCACCAGAGCACCUUCCUUAUCAACUCGCUAGCCCACUAUAUGGGUGAUCGCCCUUACGGGGACAAGUCAACAUCCCGGGAUAAUUUACUGGUCGCUCUGCUUACCCUGGGGGAGGGAUAUCAUAACUUCCAUCAUACCUUCCCGUAUGACUAUCGCAAUGGCAUCCGAUGGUACCAUUAUGAUUGCACCAAAUGGGCCAUUGCGCUCUGGCAGAAGGCCGGUCUGGCUCAUAACCUCAAGACCGCGAAGGAAAGCGAAAUAGCGAGGGCGCGAGAAAUCAACGCUCUUCCUCAUAAUGAUGAAUCCUUUUACGGUCUCCCUACUACGACUGGUCGACAUACCAGCGGCUGGUUAUCGGUGGCAGAGACUUGGUUGUCAUCGAACGCGCUGUCCACGAUGUUGGCAAAUUCAUCACCGAGCAUCCUGGGGGGGAGCGAUUCCUCAGGGCGGUGA
Aspergillus tanneri is the source of this 624-nucleotide messenger RNA. RefSeq lists its product as uncharacterized. NCBI's taxonomy places the organism in Eukaryota, Fungi, Ascomycota, Eurotiomycetes, Eurotiales, Aspergillaceae. The record is from RefSeq and is a predicted model, not a curated record. Gene Ontology annotation, molecular function: stearoyl-CoA 9-desaturase activity; iron ion binding. The transcript has a single exon. The coding region runs from base 1 to 624 and encodes 207 amino acids. Gene Ontology annotation, biological process: unsaturated fatty acid biosynthetic process. Gene Ontology annotation, cellular component: endoplasmic reticulum membrane.